Messenger RNA from Talpa occidentalis (Iberian mole), 4211 nucleotides. RefSeq names its product sterol-C5-desaturase (gene SC5D). Bases 247 to 1146 code for a protein of 299 amino acids. The record is from RefSeq and is a predicted model, not a curated record. Gene Ontology annotation, molecular function: oxidoreductase activity; iron ion binding. The transcript has 6 exons. NCBI's taxonomy places the organism in Eukaryota, Metazoa, Chordata, Mammalia, Eulipotyphla, Talpidae.
CAGGUCCUCUCUUUUUCAGCACGCCGCAGGCGAUUCUUGAUGCCACCUCGCUGCCAGGCCCUGGGGGCCCUGUCGGUGAAACUGACCCGAGGACUCCUGUGCCCACUAGCAGGAGAGACUGGCAGUUUGGCAUGUGGACUCAUUUGAUGACAAAGCCUGACUCCAGCUGACUCAGUCACCCAGUGUGUCUCGUUGCACGUACACUGCUACUGGAUACUCCUGUCUCUGCCAUUGGCUGGGGCUAAGAUGGAUCUUGUACUCAAUGCUGCAGAUUAUUAUUUUUUUACACCAUACAUAUAUCCAACUGCAUGGCCAGAAGAUAACAUCUUCCGACAAUUUAGUACUCUCUUGAUUAUAACAAAUCUUGGGGCUUAUAUCCUUUAUUUCUUCUUUGCAACACUGAACUAUUAUUUUGUCUUUGAUCAUUCACUAAUGAAACACCCACAAUUUUUAAAGAAUCAAGUGUCCCGAGAGAUUAUGCUUACUAUCAUGUCUUUACCAUGGAUAAGCAUCCCCACUGUUUCACUAUUCCUGCUGGAGGUGAGAGGGUACAGCAAAUUAUAUGACAACACAGGAGAGUUUCCAUAUGGCUGGAUUCAACUCGUUAUUAGUGUGUUUUCCUUCCUCUUUUUCACUGAUAUGCUGAUCUACUGGAUUCACAGAGGCCUUCAUCAUAGACUUGUGUAUAAGCACAUACAUAAACCUCAUCAUAUCUGGAAGGUUCCUACUCCAUUUGCAAGUCAUGCUUUUCACCCUGUGGAUGGCUUUCUUCAGAGUCUGCCUUAUCAUAUAUACCCUUUUGUCUUUCCAUUACACAAGCUGGUUUAUUUAGGUUUGUAUAUCUUGGUCAAUGUCUGGACAAUUUCCAUUCAUGAUGGUGAUUUUCGUGUACCUCAUAUCUUAAGGCCAUUUAUUAAUGGCGCAGCUCAUCAUACAGACCAUCACCUCUACUUUGACUACAACUAUGGACAGUAUUUUACAUUGUGGGAUAGAAUUGGAGGCUCAUUCAAAAAUCCUUCCUCCUUUGAAGGCAAGGGACCACAUACAUAUAUGAAGAAUAUAAUAGAAGAAAAUCACAACAGCCAUGCAAGGAAUGGUUGUGAAAAUGAAAAAUUAUUCAAUGGAGAGCUUACAAAGACUGAGUAGAUUAUUGCUCAUUUAUUAAAUAUUUUUAAUAAGGAAAAUAAUCUCCAUACAGCCAAGAGACAUAGCAAGUAAAUGGCACCAUUUGAAAAUCAGCAUUGAGGGUACCGAUGAGGAAUGAUCAUAAUGGUAACGAUAGCUCAAGAGGAAAUCAGUCUCAUGCAUUAAAACUCUAGGUAUUGAUCUAAGAGAUGACUGUGUCUUUCUAGCCAUCAAAUCUGUAAUUUACAUAGCCUCAACAAUAAUUUUUUAAAAGAUGGAGAGAAAAUAAAUUAUUGAGAGGACUAGGUUAUGUCCUUUGCCUUAAUCCAGCCACAUUCAUUAAGAAAAACUCACUGAACUCCAAGGCUAAGCACCAUAAUAAAGAAAUACUAAUAAAGUAUAAAUAUAAAGAUGGUUCCUUGUUUCAGGAAUUAAGUCUUCAGUGUUGGUAGAGUAAUGACUACUUGUAAUACUUGGUUCAAGUGAAAACAUCAAUGUGAACACCAAUUCUGAAAUAAUAUAUUAGUGGCUAUGUAAAUGACUUACUUCAUAGCAGGUGUAAUAAGAUUGUCGUCUUCCUACACAUAGGAAGCUUAAUCUCUGGGGAUAUUGUCAAAUGUUACAUUUUACUGAUGAAUGAAUAAAUAAACCAGUUUUUAAAAAUUGAUAUUACCAUGAUUUAAUCCAGAUGUGGGAUUAUUUAAAGAUUUUGAUGGUUGUUGUUUAAAACCAUUAUGUAAUAAGCAUAAAGUUAUGUGAAUCUAAAUAUAUUUAGAAAGGGAAAUUUGAUGCCCCAGUAAUAUAUUUGACUGCUGGUUUUUUAAUUAAACUGAUGCACUGCACUUUUGAUAUGUUUCAAAGUUACAGACCUAUAAUUUUCUAUAAAAGGAAAUAAUUGCCAAAUAUUUAGGCCUGUCACUAAAGAUUAGUUUUGAAGUCGUAAUCUUCCUCCUUACUUUACCCACUUCCUCUGCAAAAAGAUUUGACAAAUACUUUCAUAAAUAAAUGUUGUGUGUUGUAACAUAUAUUGAAAAAAACAUGGUUUACAAAGGCAUUCUAUGAACUAUUUAUGUAAAUCAAUAAAAGUUGAUUAUGAAUAUUAUUAAACUGUAUCAGUUAACUAUUAUAACAGCACAGAGUAUUUUUUGUACAAAUUUUGUGUUAAUUUGGAAACAUAAAUAUUGUGAAUUGUCAAAACUGCUUUAGAAUGUCUCCAAAUGCUCAAUGUCAACAGGCUAAAGAGAGAAGAGGGUGUCACAUGUUCUUUAUAUUUUACAUCUUUUGAGUAUUUCAACAAAGGACCAGCUGUAGAAUUUAAUUUAAUUUAAUUUAAAAUUUUUUUAAGUUACUUUACCUAAACAUAGCCAUGUAUCAGUUAGUAUUCUGUAACUGGUAAAUUCUGCUCAGUGCUCCACUUUGCUCAAGAAAAAGAAGGGAAUUAAGCAGAAGUAAAUUUUGUUUCCUAAUAAUAAUGACAGCUAGUAUUUACUGAACUUUUACUCAUAUUCAGAAAGUGUAACGAAUCCCGGAGACGAGGAAACUGGGACUCAGUUGUUUUAAGUUCCAAGAUAAUUUUUUUCUCAUGUCAAGUUCAGUGUGUACGUUGCAGGAGCCUGGCAUUCUGAGAUCCAGACUCGCUAUCUUCAGGCUCAGCCUUUCUCAAUCUGCAGAAUCUUCUUUGUUGAAGCAGCACUUAAGGGAAGAGAACAAAGUGCAUGUGGAAAAUUUUGUGCAACUGACAUAGUAGUUAUGCAUACUCCUCGACUCCUAUUCCUUUGGAAAAAAUUCAUACGGCCCAUCUAACUGAAAGAAAUUCUGGGAAAUGUAUCUAAUUGUGUGCCUAGGAAGAUGGGGUAACUAGUUUCUUUUUUUUUUAAGAUUUAUUUAUGCAUCAAGAACUGGGGUACAGGCCAGAGGUGUGGAAGGUGAGAGGAUUCACCAGAGACAGAGUGGGGAACCAAACAGGCAGAUUGAUUGAAAUACACUGCUGAGGGGAGCAGCAGGCAAGACAGGAGAGGUCUGCUGCGCCAUGUAGGCAGCUCUCUGGCCAGGGAUCAAACUCUGUGGAUAGCUUCAUAGGUUGUGUCCUAACCCCUUGCGCCACCAGGGAGGCCCACAAGUUUCUUGAAUAACUAGCCAGUUUGCAUACCUGUGUAAUUUACUCCCCUCUUUCUGAGGAUCCUAACAGAAGUAUGAAGAGGGGAAUAAACCUAAAAGGAUUUCAGAUUAUCCAUGGGCUGAUUGUCUUAGUGUCCUUAAUUCCGUAACUCCAAUUACAAGUGUUAGAUUUUGAUUUUGGUGUAGCUAAUAGAAAGAACAUGAUUUGCAGGGAGAGAGAGGUUCAAAGCUGUUAGAAAUAAUAGAUUUUGCCCUCCCACUAUUUAAAUUCUAGUCUUAAACAAAAUAAUCCAGUCAAAAAAUGGGCAGAAGAGCUAAAAAGAAACUUCUCCAAAGAGGAAAUGCAAAUGGCCAAUAGGCAUAUUGUAAUCAGGGAAAUGCAAAUCAAAACUACAAUGAGAUACCAUCUUACACCAGUGAGAAUGGCACACAUUAAAAAAACUAGCAACAACAAAUGUUGGCGAGGAUGUGGAGAAAAAGGAACUCUCCUGCACUGCUGGUGGGAGUGGAAACUGGUCCAACCACUAUGGAAAGCUGUGUGGAGAUUCCUCAACCUACUAAAGAUAGAGCUUCCAUAUGUUCCAGCAAUUCCACUGCUAGGUAUUUACCCAAAAGACACAGAAACAGUAAUUCCAAAAAGCACCUGCACCCCUAUGUUUAUAGCAACACUAUUUACAAUAGCUAAGCUAUGGAAACAACCCAAAUACCUAAAAAUAGAUGACUGGAUCAAGAAGAUAUGGUACAUAUACACCAUGGAAUAUUACUCAGCAAUCAAAAAAGAUAAACACAUGCAUUUUGCAGCAACAUGGAUGGAGCUGGAAGGGAUAAUGCUCAGCGAAAUAAGCCAGAAAGAAAAAAAUACUGGAUGGUCUCACUCAUAGCAGGAAUCGAGAAAACCUAAAUAAGGGACCAGGAAAAAGAAUAAGAAAGAAAAAAUCAAAAUCAACAACUAUGAACCAGAGACACAC